AUGGAUUCCGAGUCGAUAAAGAUAGGAGAAAGGUUGACUUUUGUCAGCCCUUAUCCCACCAAGUGUAUGAAUAACUCCAAACUUUUGUCGAAAAUUAAAGGAAACUUUGAUAAUGGAGAUGACACUAGUGAUAAUUCAUCUAAAGUGAUGAUACCAAUAUUUAAAGAUUCUAAGAUAUCCCAGAUACUUCAGCAGAACAACGUAAGAUUAUUACAGAAUAGCAAGCCAGUUAAUAGUGGCUUGGUAAAUGGCUCUUCGGUUGAGAAUACUGAAGAGUUUGAUUCAAGAUUUGAUAAUGACAAUAUGGAACAAGAUGAUUAUAUCGUGAAAUACUUCACGAAAAUUGAAUUAUUUCUUCCACGUAAUUUAAAAGAACAAAUAACUACAGUAUGUAUCAAACAUUUACCUAACAUCAAGAAGUCUUCCAUGGAAAUGUGUUUUAAUAUUUUGUUAUCUAAAGCACCUAAUUCAAGCUAUAAGUGGACGAUGAUAAUCAACGAACAGAUAGAUGACCGGUUUUUGUAUUUGAGAUUUUCAAGCAUUGGGACAUUAAAUUGGUUCUCAAACCACGUAUCUGGUGUAUUUAGUAAAAUAUCCCACAACUCGGAAGUUACUUUUGAUCCAGCUGCAAAAGAUUAUAUGGAGUCAGACACUAGCACAGUUGAUUUAACGAAGGAAAUUAAUGAGGUCAGACGAAUCAUCAAUAACAGAAAAAACCAUGAGGAGGCCAGUAAAGGUGGAACUGAAGAUUUGGAUGAAGUUAUGCAAUCAUAUGAUUCGUAUAAAGUUGAUAAAGCUGACUUGGUUGAUGUUCCAAAGGAUAUGAAAGCCAAAACAAUAUCAAAUAUAAUUAAAUUCAGAUCGAGAGUUUUAACUAUAGAAAAGGAGCGUCGUAAAAGAGAAAUUGAUUUUGAAAGAAGAAAGGCUAAAAACAGAUUGAAACAAAUUUUCGAAGGUAUCAAGGAAGCAUCUACAAAUGAUGAUAACAUAGAUGACAAAAUCGAUGACACUGAGGAGGUGAAUGACGAAAUGCCAGAAUUAAGCGAGGCAGAAUAUGAAAAAUAUCUCGAAGAACAGAAUAGAAAAGAAUUAGAGAAGCGUUAUGAAGAAAGAUUGGAUAAAAUUAGAAAAUUAGAACAGUCUGAAAAGUCACUAUUGAGUGAAAAGCUUUCAACUUUACAGAACUACGAGAAGAACUUAAUUGAUAAUAAGUUUUUAUAUAUUGAAGAGAUACGAAACUUUGAAGAUUUCAGUGUUGAAAACUCAGUCACGUCAAAUGAAAAAACGUCAAGGUUGAGAUUAUACUAUACUGACCAUUCAGAAUACUUAAGACUCAGGAAUAAAGAGAGAUCAAUUGAGGAACAGAAAGACAAAAUCGAUGAGGAAGAUGAAGUCAAAGUAGAAGAACUUGUGAGCCAGCCAAUUAGACUCGCAAAGAUACCCGAACCACUGGCUGUGCUAGAACCAAACGGUCCCGAAUCUAAAACAUUUACAGGAAUUAUUGACGUUUCUUCUCUUUCUCAAGAUAAACUAAACAAAAUUAAAGAAAAGAUCAGCGACUUGAUAGAAGAAUAUUUGGGAAUAAAAGAAAAGGUCUUAAUCGAGUUUAUAUAUGAUUUCUUGUUAGAGAAGAACCUCGAGUCCAAAGAAGAAUUAAUUCAUGAGUUAGAAGAGACCUUAGAUGAAGAUUCUGUUAUUGUUGUUGAUGAUUUAUGGAAGUAUAUAGAAGAGAUCAGUUAG
Hyphopichia burtonii NRRL Y-1933 is the source of this 1740-nucleotide messenger RNA. RefSeq lists its product as uncharacterized. The transcript has a single exon. Gene Ontology annotation, biological process: mRNA processing. The record is from RefSeq and is a predicted model, not a curated record. The coding region runs from base 1 to 1740 and encodes 579 amino acids. Lineage: Eukaryota; Fungi; Ascomycota; Pichiomycetes; Serinales; Debaryomycetaceae.